AUGCCCGGACGAGCCACUGUUGCUCAUUUAAUCUUAGGUAUAUUUCGGUAUGAAGCUAAGUUCAUGUACGGUUUUGAUAUAGGGAGAAGAGUUGUAGAGACCUCUGACAUUGAGCAAGGAGAAGGCAAGGGGUGCCUUAAUCUUACAGGACAACUCGGAGAUGUGAUGAAGGAAAGUGCACAGAUUGCUCACACCGUUGCCCGGGCCAUAUUGCAGGAUCCAGGCAACCUCUUCUUUACCAAUUUAAAGCUUCAUCUUCAUGUUCCUGCUGGUGCCACCCCGAAGGACGGUCCAAGUGCUGGUUGCACAAUGAUAACAUCCUUGCUAUCUCUUGCCAUGAAUAAGCCUGUUAAGAAGGACCUAGCGAUGACUGGAGAAGUCACGCUAACUAGAAAAAUUCUUCCCAUUGGUGGGGUUAAGGAAUAGACAAUUGCUGCAAGGCGAAAUGACGUGAAGACCAUCAUCUUCCCCUCAGCUAACCGGAGAGAUUUUGAUGAGCUAGCAUCGAAUGUGAAGGAAGGCCACGAGGUACAUUUUGUAGAUGAUUACAGUCAAAUAUUUGAUUUGGCUUUUGACUAUAGCCAGAAGAUAGAAUAAAAUAUACAUUCUUGCUGAGUAAUCUUCGACUGGAAGUCUUUUCAAGGCUGGAAAACGGGACGUUUCUUCAUUCCCAUUCUUUUGAACAAUAUCUGCAGAGAAUGUCACGUGUAUACUGUAAGUUAUGCCCGGACGAGCCACUGUUGCUCAUUUAAUCUUAGGUAUAUUUCGGUAUGAAGCUAAGUUCAUGUACGGUUUUGAUAUAGGGGUAAAGUUCAUGUAUGAUUUUGGUACGAGGUGAAAUUCAUGAACUAUUCGCCCAUUUAACCAACCACCCUAUUUUUGACAUUAUCUUACAAAAGAAAUUAACUUCAGUAGAGAAGAGUUUAAUGAUAAUUCAAAUGAUAAACGAUUUGUUUGAAA
This is a messenger RNA of Olea europaea var. sylvestris, 960 nucleotides long. Its product is annotated as lon protease homolog 1, mitochondrial-like. The record is from RefSeq and is a predicted model, not a curated record. Gene Ontology annotation, cellular component: mitochondrial matrix. The transcript has 3 exons. Gene Ontology annotation, biological process: proteolysis; mitochondrion organization; chaperone-mediated protein complex assembly. Lineage: Eukaryota; Viridiplantae; Streptophyta; Magnoliopsida; Lamiales; Oleaceae. Gene Ontology annotation, molecular function: single-stranded DNA binding; ATP-dependent peptidase activity; ATP binding. The coding region runs from base 1 to 426 and encodes 141 amino acids.